Trichosurus vulpecula (common brushtail) is the source of this 291-nucleotide messenger RNA. Its product is annotated as high mobility group protein HMG-I/HMG-Y-like. The transcript has a single exon. The coding region runs from base 1 to 291 and encodes 96 amino acids. The record is from RefSeq and is a predicted model, not a curated record. NCBI's taxonomy places the organism in Eukaryota, Metazoa, Chordata, Mammalia, Diprotodontia, Phalangeridae. Gene Ontology annotation, cellular component: chromatin; nucleus. Gene Ontology annotation, molecular function: DNA binding; transcription coregulator activity. Gene Ontology annotation, biological process: regulation of DNA-templated transcription.
AUGAGUGAAUGUAGUUCAAAGUCCAGCCGUUCCCUAGCCUCCAAGCAGGAGAAAGACGGGUCUGAGAAGAGACAGCGGGGCCAACCCCGCAAACAACCCCCGAAGGAACCCACUGAGGCACCAACUCCCAAGAGACUUCGGGGCAGACCAAAGUGGAGUAAGAACCAGGGGGCUACGAUGGGCCGGAAAAACACCACUGCACCAGGGAGGAAACCAAGAGGGAGACCCAAAAAGCUGGAGAAGGAAGAGGAAGAAUGCAUAUCCCAGGAGUCUUCGGAGGAGCCGCAGUAA